UGCCUGCUGGAAGACCUUUAAUGGCUUGUUUCGAGAGCAAUCUUCCUUAACAUAGAGAAAUCUGAUGGCAUCUGAGAAAAGCCCCAAAAUGAAGAGGUGUGCUAGGUUAACUGGGGCCACCUCUAGAGCAAGAUCUGGGGACAUUAAAGUAUCCAAUAAGCUUUGGCCACACUGUGUUUGGAGGUGUGAUACCAUUUAAUUCUACCGGAUGAACACGAUGUAUCUGAUCCGGGGAAGAAAAGGAUUGCUCUUCAGAAUUUCAAGCAAGAAGCGAAACCCGGGCCUUAAGAUUCCAAAAGAAGCGUUUGAACAGCCUCAGACCAGUUCCACGCCGCCUCGGGAUUUAGACUCCAAGGCUUGCAUAUCUAUUGGAAACCAGAACUUUGAGGUGAAGGCAGAUGACCUGGAGCCGAUAGUGGAGCUGGGACGAGGUGCGUACGGGGUGGUGGAGAAGAUGCGUCACGUGCCCAGCGGGCAGAUCAUGGCAGUGAAGCGGAUACGGGCCACAGUUAAUAGCCAGGAACAGAAACGGCUGCUGAUGGAUUUGGAUGUCUCCAUGAGGACGGUGGACUGUCCAUUCACCGUGACCUUCUACGGUGCACUCUUCCGGGAGGGCGACGUGUGGAUCUGCAUGGAGCUCAUGGAUACGUCACUAGAUAAAUUCUACAAACAAGUUAUUGAUAAAGGCCAAACAAUUCCAGAGGAUAUCUUAGGAAAGAUAGCAGUUUCUAUUGUAAAAGCGUUAGAACAUUUACACAGUAAGCUGUCUGUUAUCCAUCGAGACGUCAAGCCUUCUAAUGUGCUCAUUAACACACUGGGCCAGGUGAAGAUGUGUGACUUUGGAAUCAGUGGCUACCUGGUCGACUCUGUUGCUAAAACGAUCGAUGCCGGUUGCAAACCAUACAUGGCUCCUGAACGAAUAAAUCCAGAGCUCAACCAGAAGGGGUACAGUGUGAAGUCUGACAUUUGGAGCCUGGGCAUCACCAUGAUCGAGCUGGCCAUCCUUCGGUUUCCUUAUGAUUCUUGGGGAACGCCCUUCCAGCAGCUAAAGCAGGUGGUCGAAGAGCCCUCUCCUCAGCUCCCAGCAGACAAGUUCUCCGCGGACUUUGUUGACUUUACCUCACAGUGCUUGAAGAAAAAUUCCAAAGAACGGCCCACAUAUCCAGAGCUUAUGCAACAUCCAUUUUUCACCGUACAUGAAUCCAAAGCAGCAGACGUGGCAUCUUUUGUAAAACUGAUACUUGGGGACUAAAAAGCCAUGGACUUAACUGGUCGACCCUACUGUGGAUUGGUGGGUUUACAGGGUGAAGAAAGUUCACUACAGAGCCAACAGAAAGUCAUCUUGAGGUCAUUGAACCCUGCCUUUCUGAGGGGUUUCCUCUCCCCGUUUUUCUUUUUCCUCUCCAAAGGGGGCCUUGGAAUCUCUAGCGUAGGCUGAACUCUCUAGAUGGAUGAAAUACAACAAAGGCUUAGGACUUGAAAUGGUGAUUAAAUAUUUAAUGGCAAGUCAUACGGGUGGGUCCUCGAGCUUCUCAGAUCUCUCGUGUUCUUUACGAAAUGAAUGCAAUUGGCCCUGGUAACAAGGUGCUACAGUAGUGAAGAGAUUGUGAAGUAGAUUUGUAGCGUAUCCCACUUAUUAUUUUAAUAUUUAUGUUUCAGUGCUUGGUUGGAAAUAUUCCAUUUUAUGCAAGAAGGGAGAUACAGAGACAGGGCUGACUCGGCAGUAUUUAUAGGGCUUUUAUUUUUUUUGAGUUCAAUCAUGUCUGUGGUCCAGAGGAAGUUAUUUAAUAUGCAUUUUUAAGGAUAUUAUAAAAAUCUCCAGCAAAGGGGCUCUUCCUGUACAGUGUGGCUUGCAGCUCUCAUGGCUGCUGCUCCCGACUGUCAACUCAACCGUGGCUGAUCAUCGCAUCGUUUGAAUGAACUGUCAAAGUUAAUGUCCCCCCGCCUCCCUCCCCCAACUUUGGAAACCAUGAAAGUCACUUGUAUCACGGCUCAAAGAGUAAAAAAAUACAAUGGUUCUCUUCAAAUUUGUGGCAUAGUAUUAGUGGAAAAAUGAAAAUAACAGAAAGUGAUGUGCUUUUUAUAGUUUGCCUAUCUCUUUCUCUCUGUAUGUAUUUGUGUGUGUGUGUGUGUGUGUGUUUGUGUCUGUUUUCGUGUGUGUGAGUACAUUUAUUAAACCAAGUCCUACCUACCACGUGGCUUCUAGGAACACCUCUAUUAGUUAAAAGGACACCUGAUAAGUCAUGAGAGGAGAUAUGGAAGCUCACAGUGAGAAAUGAGGUUUUCUGCUCUUGUGCCUCCUCAAUGGAUACUCCCCAAGGCCUGCUUCUGUAACGCAUGAACUAUCCUGCCUUGCUGGUUGGUUCUCACAUCCAAUGAAGAAGUCUUAUUGUUAGAAGGGCUGUGAUAAGAGAAGAUAAACGCCAGUAGUCUUUAAUGAAAUGAAAACUUAAUGAAGAGCCUUGGGACAGACUGCCAAGUUGUCACAGGCUCAGACCAUGUCUUAGUAUAAUACCAUGGAGUAGCUCCCUCCACUCUCAAGCUCUUGCAGGUGGACUGAAUUCUUGUGAUUAAAGACGUCAUGAGUUCUCUAAGCGUCCUCUAAGAUUAAGAAGUAUUGUGAAUGACAGGGAAAAGGUAGAUAUUUGCUAGAUAAUGAGGAAUGUUUGCUUUGUUACAGUGUUACUAUAAGGCAAUUACUAUUGGAAUUCCUAGACAGCGUGUUGAUAAAAAGGGAAGAAAAAAAAUAUCCAUAUUUAUUUUUUCUUUCCCUCUCCUGACCUCUUGGAAUUCUCCCUUCCAUCCCCUCUGGAUUUGGAAGCGUUAACAGUAGAGUUUCCAUUGUAUUAUUUGCAUCUUCAGGACUCUCUUCCACAGGUCACCUGUUUAGAGUGUGUCUGACACUUGAGCAUCGCUUUUAGAGUCUCUUGUGAGGGAUACCUAUUGGCAGGGCUGAGGAGGUGGCUGUCAGUGAAACACUUGCAUCUCAGGCCUGAGGACCAGCAUUCAGCUUCCUGGAACCCACAAAAACCUGGCCUUGUGGCACAGGCCCGCAAUCCCAGCAAUGGCAAGAUAGGAAGGGGAGACAGACAGAUCUCUGGAAGCCUAUGGAUGGGUUAGCCUGGCCUACAUACUGAAAUUCCAGGCCAGUGGGAGGCCCUGUCUCCAGCAAAAGGUAGAAUGUACCUGUGGACAGAUGACCACACUCUUUCCAUCCCUCCAGACACCCCUCUGCCCACUCUACCUGUUUGAUUAAGCACAGAUUCAUCUGCUCUAAAGACUCAUUUGUUUUAUUUCUUUCUUGCCAGAAAAGUGGUAUUCUUCUCUUGAUUGUGUCCAUUCAGUUUCCCACCCAGUUGGAAAGUUCCUUUCUUUGACAUAGAGAGAAGUCAUAUCUGUCUUCCGGCUCCAUUUGAUCAUCUUAAGAGAACAGAAAGCAAUGGGGGAGAAGCCUGGGGAACCAACCCUCUUACAACUUCUGGUGAAAUUCCUGAAGUAAAUUGUCUUUCUGGUCUGUAUCUGACUAUUCUUAAUUGUUUGCCGUCUUUGAAUCACUUCUAACAAAGAACAGGUUUUGCACUCGUGUGCCUGUGCUGUUUCGUCUGUGAGCCCAGGACAGGAACCUGUAAGACAUCAUAGUGGGAAGAGCUGCUAGUUCAAGGCUGGUGCACUUUGGAGCCAUUUAGAUGCCAGUGUGGGUGCCAGAGUCCUGUCCCCUUGGAAUUAAUUGGUUCAGGUCGAGCUGGGGGAAUUAAGAAAGAAGGAAGGAAGGAAGGAAGGAAGGGAGGAAGGAAAGAAAGAAAGAGAAAGAAAGGAAGAGAGGGAAGGCCUUCAUGUACUCCUGAUAUACACCAGGGUUGGGGACAUUUUAUCCAAAGUCCAAAUGAAAUGGUCCCCUGAAAUGGAAGAGAGCACAAAUCGAUGUAGUAAAAAAUGGAUCAUUGUUUUUAGUUCUUGUCUAUCUUCUAAACCUAACAGGAAUUUACAUAUGCCAAAGUUUCCUUAUUUAUGAUGCCCUUGAUGGGUUGUCUCAGUACCUCCCGCCCCCCUGCCCCCGUGUGUAUGAUGCUGAAGACCAAAAUAUCAAAUACUUCAGCAUAUCAAACAAUUAGGCCCAAGCUGCUUUGCAGCAGUCCUUUGAAGACUACCACUCAGGUGUCAGUAUUUCUCCUGACAACUCAUAAUCUAUUAGCAAGCCUGUGAGUUAUUUUAGCACAAGGCUUGUGGAUGCUGGCCAUAUGCAAUGUUGAGAUUUGCUUAGUCUUUGACUAGGGGCUUUAAAGCCUGAGUUCUUAGUCACUGAGCUGCCCCUCAUUAUUAUUUCAUUCUCUGUCGUGUUGAUAUUCUGGGUUUGCCUGCCUCCUUAAAUAAUUAUGAAGUUAAACAUUGAAGCCAUUCUUGGAUGUUUAUCAGUUGUGUGCUGAUAGAUUUCAUAGUCUAGAAAUGAAAGAGAGAGAGCCGGGAGAUGGCUUAGAAGGUUGGGGCAACCUGGAAGAUCCCUGAAGCUCACUGGCCAACCAUUAGAGCAAAUCUAUUAGCCUCAGGUUCAGAGAAGGACUUUGUCUCAAAAAAAAAAAAAAAAAAAAACCAAACUUGGAGAGACAUUGAAGAGAGACCCCUCAUGUUGGCCUUUAGUUUCCACAUAGCCACACACACACACACACACACAUGCUCACACCCACACCAAAAAGUAUGUACCAUACACACACCACACACAACAUAUACACACAUCACACAUAUGCAAUUUUUUAAAAUAAAAAAAUGCAAUAGUCGGAAACAGCCAAUAGUCUGUGCAGAAGAGGAGACAGGUACCAAGACAAUCACUUUUCUCUAGUCUCCUAAUAAACUUGAUCUAGUGUCUUCUAUAAUCACAAAGGAAGUAGAGGACCUAGGAUGCCAUGGUUUAAGCCCCCAAAGGUCUUCAUUAACCACAGGGUUUCAUUACCUCUGUUCAGAGCAAUCACUUCCAGAAGUGUUUAGGAAAAUCAAGUUUCUUUUGUCUUAAGAAUGCCACAGAUAUCUAGUUCUUAAUUCCUUUUUUUGGGGGGGGGGUGGGGCUUGAGGUGGUUGUUACUGUCUCUGACUUUGACAAUAAGAUUUGUGUGUUCACACAACUCAUCAGAGUUGGCGUUCUGCUUGUGAAUGGAAGAGAAUUUCUAUUACACCACACACUUGGGGAUUUGUCAGAAAGCCUCUGAGUUUAAGGGGAUUUGCUGGCUCAAGGAGUCUCCUGCUUUUAUGGAGGCAGCAAGUGAAAUGAUACUUGGAUUAAUGUCACUUUCAUGGUCCCCUCUCCCCCCUCCCUUCCAGCUUUUUUUAGCUUUUCAAAAGGAAGAGACACUUUUCAAUCAGGUUAUUGAAGAUAGACACUGUGGUUGAAAAAAAUAUCACAGUGUAUCCCUGAAGCAGCAGUUUCCACACCAGGGGAAUGGACAAGCGUUUCCUUGGUUUCACUCUGGAGGUGCCAUGGCCCUCCUUCCUGGGAUUUCUAUUCAUUUAAAACACUGCUGAAUGUACUGACAGGUAAAGAUAGGCAGGCUUUGGUUUUUCUCCUCUCCUCUCCUCUCCUCUCCUCUCCUCUCCUCUCCUCUCCUCUCCUCUCCUCUCCUCUCCUCUCCUCUCCUCUCCUCUCCUCCUUUUUUUUCUUCUUUUCUUGAGACAAGGUUUCUUUGUGUAGCUCUGGCUGGCUUGGAACUUGCCCUGUAGACCAGGCUGUCUAUGAACUCAGAGACCCACCUGCCUCUGUCUACUGAGUGCUGGGAUCCGAGGAGUGUGGCACCACUGCUUGGAAGCUUUCUAUGGCCUUAACUGGUUAAAUUAUAACUAUCUUGGAAAUAUAUUGAAAACUAGAAUCUUUUCUCUAGGACAAUGUAUGUCAUAUGUGAACCAUCAAUUUUGAGAGCACUUCUUUGUUGGGGGAGGGAUAGAAGUUUAUGGACCUUGUAUAGAUCAAUAGACUAUUGUAGAAUGUAGAUCAGUCAACACUAUAGAAUGUAGUGUCAUCCCUGAAUACAGUGGCAAAAUGUUGAUACAGGGUCAGAUAGUAAAUAUGUUUGGCUUUCUGUUUCAAGGGCUUUUUGUGAGUAUUGUUGCAGUAUCUUCUCAGCUCUUCUGUUGAAAUUUCCAUCAGAAAACAAUGCCCAAAUGAACAACCCUGGUGACUGUGUUACAAAUUAAACAUUCUAAAACCAAGGCAGGGGUUGUCUUUAGCUCACAGGCCAUGGUUUGCCAACGCCUGUUGUAGACCGUCAAACACAACAUUCUAAUUAGUUAACUAUAUGAAUGGAGUUUUCAACUGCAUAUUUGGCUUAGCUCCUGAGGUCUAUUAGGCAGAUGAAUACAGGAGAAUAAAGUCAGAAAAAGUGGGGGAGAUUUUAGUACUCUGAGUGUUAUUUGUUCACUUCUCCAGGUGUUUAUUAUUCUAGAGAAUAUUCUAGAUGGAGCAGUUUCCUCUGGGUUAAGUGACACUUUCCAUGAUCUGUUGUUGACAUCAUGACUUAGGUUAGUCUGGGAAAGGUGCAUUCUUACAUAUUACUUGUAGCCGUGGCAGUUAGCUUCUUUGCAUUUUCUUUUUCUCUGCAGUGGAAUGUGCGUGCAAGACGAGUCACGAACCCAGACAUUAACUUGUUUGUUGCUCUGUCUUCAGAACUACAGUGGACUCGUGAGACCAAAGCUGGCAUUAAAAAUAGAAGGCAUAUGUAAAAGGAAAUCUAUGUCUGUGUAUGUGUGUGUGUGCAUCUCUAUGGGUACAUGUACGUGUGGAUUGGAUUCCCCUGGAGCUGACGUUACCAGCCAUUGUGUUGGUUGAUGUGGGUGCUGGGAACUAAACACAGGUCCUCUGGGGAGGGGGGGGAUCUGUAAGUGCUCUUAACUACUAAGCUAUCUCUUGAUCCUAUUUUAUUUUAUUUUUAUGGUGUUUUUGAGACAGGAUCUUAUGUAUGCCAGGCUGACCUCAAACUUGUUAUGUAGUUGAGGAUGACCUUGAACUUGCAACCCUAUGACCUCCGUCUCCCAAGUGCUGGGAUGCUAUGGGUACAUCAUCACACCUGGUUUUUAUGUGGUGCUGAGAAUUGAACCCAGGGCUUUAUGCAUAUUAGACAAUCAAUCACUCUACCCGCUGGGCUGCACUGCCAGUUCCACUCUUACCCACUGGGCUAACCAGAGGUGUGUCCAGCUUACCCAUAUACUUGUUUGUUUCCCUAAGAGUAGUACUGAGGUAGUUUAGGGUUCAAAGUCCUCUGGUAAGCAGUGAGUGUAGAGGCUUUCUGUUCUCAUUGUGAACAGACUCAUGCUGACCACUUGAAUUCUGCCUCUGAACUUGGGUGGGGCACUCCUCUUAUGGACCCAUUAGUACAUUGCUGAUUCAAGAGGCCUAUACAAAAUAUCACCUUUCUGAGGUGAUUUCUCUUGGGUUGCACCACCCCCACCCCCCUCCGAAUCUCAGAGCCUGCAUCCAGAAAGCCAUGUCAUUGUCUGCUGUGCCAGUCUUUGUACCCUUCGCUCUAAGAUGGCGGUCAUCCAGAGCUUUCUGCUAUCUCCUUUACCACCUUCAGAACUGGACAUAUUUGGAAGUUAUAGUGUCUUUAUUAUCUACAUGAUAUCCACGUUAUCUGUAUCAUCUACCUCUCAGAUCACACUUAGAAUGAUACACAAUGACUCCUUAAGAGGGCCUAUCCAAAAGUUUGAUGAGGUAGUCCAUCCAUCGAAAAGAAUGUGUUUUGUUUUGUUUUGUUUUGUUUCACCUGGGAAAACAAAACCCGACUUCAAGAACCUUCAGAACACAGCUCUCUUUUCACGGGAAGCAUCUCACCACCGAAUCCAGAGACGACCAUUUCCCUGAGGCUUUGCUCUUGACAGCUAUGCAAAUAUCAGCCUCCCACAGCAGGAUCUGUGGAGACAGGGCAUUAGUUGAUGGUUGUCUUUGCAGUUCCUGAUCCAGACUUCACUUUUCAGGCAAAACUCCCAUGGAAACAUCUUCCUAUUCAAAAUGAGGAGGAGUCUGGUUUAAAAAGAUACGGAAAUCAAGGUCAAGGACUUUGUGGUGGGGAAGUUUUGUUUUGUUUUGUUUUGUUUUGUUUUGUUUGUGUCUGAAUGCAAAUGUGCUGAUGGAAUUUGUAUAUUUCAGGCAUUGGAGAGAUGGCUCAAUGGGAAGAGUGCAUGAUGUUCUCAACAGCCACAUGGGAAGGCUCCCGACUGCCUCUAACUCCCCUUCCGGGGAAUCGCAUGCUCUUUUCUGGACUCCUCUGGCCCUGGCAUGCAUGUGGUGCAUACAACUUAUGCAAAUAAAUACACACACGGGUUUUUUUUUUCCUUUUUAAAAAAGAAAUCUUUAAAAGAAUUUACAUACACACAGCCUACUAUUGGGACUCUCAGAAAUUUGUGACCAUAGGCAUCUUCAUGUGAACUUGGCAGGUGUCUCCCACCCCCAAUUUUUGGAGGUUACUUUAUAGUUAUAAUUUUUGAGGUUUGCACUGAUUUUCUUAUAGUUGGCAGUAUGGGCAGAAUUCUGCUUUUGUGAGCAAUAGCGUCACCAUGCCCCUUGCCUUCCUGUAGUUGAUACUUGUGUCUUUCUGAGCUUCAGGGUCUCGUUCCACAGAUGACUCUUUUGUGGGAUGGAGAGCAAGGACAAGGGCAUGCACUAACUUGUCCCUGAAGCGGCUCACUGCGUCAUCUGUAGAUUAAGGCUGAGACCAGGCACCAACCAUGGUUCAAAUCUUUCUUUCCUUUUGCAUCUCUUGCCACUCUCCCUCUAUAUGUCAUAGAUGGCUUGGCUGCAUUCCUAUGUGAGUGCUUUCAUGUAUCGUAAGUCAGGAACAGCUCUGCGACAAGGAGCCCUGUCGCUCUAAGUUCUUAAAAAUAUCCCAGAGAACCUUUAGCUAGCUCACAAAGGAGCAGGUGUGCUUCUGGCAUAUUAAAAUGUGCUAUAUUUUGGUUGACCCCCCUCCCCAUAUCCCUGUUCCCCACCCUUGCUUAAGCCCUUCUACCCCCAGUCUUUUCCCUUCUAUUUUUAUAUUAUCUGUUUCCUAUCACUGUCUCCAUCUCUCUACCUUAAAGCCUCUUUUAUUUAUUUAUUUUUUUGGUCCUCUCGUGUGCCCGUCUCUAAUUUCCUGACAUCUAUACACACUCCCUCCCUAAUUAAUGCACACAUAUGAAAAUGAGAGGCCAGGAUGCACAUCUAAGAGGGGAUGUGAGAUCUCUCUCUUAUCUUAUUUUCCCAGGUUGUCUCACUUAAUGUUUUCUGAGUUCCAUCCAUUUUCCUAUACAUUUCAUUUUUUCACUAUGGCUGACCCAAAUUCCAUUCAUAUGAGUACCACAGUUCAUUAUCUCUUCACCAGUUGAUGGCUGACUCCAUGUCCUUACUACUGUGAUCAUAGCAGUGUUAAGCAUGGAUGGGCAGGUACCUCUGUAGAAGGAUGCAGAGUCCUUUGCCAACCCUUAUGCUUUAAAAAGGAGCAACCGGACAAGUCAUUCAGUUCCCUUAGGAAAUGCUUAUCAGCACCCGUCCUUACAUCCUGUGCACUUUACGGGAGACACAUUUCAUUUGUAACCAUGAUUGUUUCUUUCCCUAUGUCACAAGUCAACUUUAUUUGCAAACCACCGUGUGUAUUCUGAAGGAAGCUCUUGGGGUCAAAGCAAAUAUGACUUGAUGCAAGAUUGAGAUCACGUGGACGACUGUUCUUGGUACCCCCCCCCAAAAAAAAAUUAUGAAAGAAGAUACUAGAGAGAUGUCCGCCUCUGCCUCAGAACUCCCAAUUCCAGCCCCCUUAAACUUCAUGUGUGGAACGUUUAGAAGAUGAGGCCAUGCCGGGCAUCCCCCUGUAGACGCCAUCUGUGCUGCCUGUGCCCUCUGCUUCUGACCGUCCUGGGCUAGAAUCGUUUUUCUCUCUGUGGGUUCUAGGAUCUUUUUCUUUACAAAGGAGGCAGGCUGAGUCGCAGAAUAUGGAAUUCAUUCAGACUUUUGUGCAGGAAGGGCCUCCUGGAACCUUCCAAAGCCUUUGAGGUGAGUGUUAGAUUUAAGUCCUGGCCCUCCAUUUUCAUUUAUGAUAUACAAGAGUGAAGGAGCUGUGGAGGUAGGCUUCACCUUGUGUUUUCCUUGAUGGAGACAGACAGGGCUGAUUUUUUUUCCCCCACACUAGAAACAUCCCUUAUCACUCCAUGGUGAAAGGAAGGUGGGAUAUCAAGUAAUGGCUUCUGUAGAGCCUUGGAAUUGUGUGUUCCAAACGCCCAUUUUGUUGUUCAGCUACUAUGCUUUGCCUCUCGUCUGAGGUGGACUCAUAUUCUUAUGUUAGCUGAGCUUUCUUCUCAUCCAAGUUGAACAGGGUGGUUAGGUUUUUUUGUUUUUGUUUUUUGUUUGUUUGUUUUUGUUUUGCUUUAGUUUAACAGCUUGUUGAAACUGGCAAUAAUAUCUCAAAAUCAAGGCAAUCAGUAGUUCAUGUGUAGAACUUCAGGUAGAUACAUACAUUGAUGUUGAUAGAUGAUAGAUGAUAGAUGUUAACAAAACUUCCAGGAGUGUGCCCAGACGAAGGGUGAUGUGGCCUUAAAGACAGCAUGCAUGUUUGUAACAUUUGGAGUAGCCCAAAAGCCUGGGUCCUCUUCUGGAGAAAUCCACAUUUCACUGCAAAUGCCAUCGAUAAGGGGUGUGUAAUAGCCUGGGUGACUGACUGGCUUCUGUCAGUUGUCAAGCCCGGGAAUAAUUUGCCAAAGUUGAGGUGUUUUGUCUUAUGUAAAGGCCAUGGUGUGGUGGAAUUCCUAUCAUCAGGUCUUGUAAAAUGUGGAACAUCAUUGUCCCCUUUAUGAUCUAAGAGAGUAUGAAGUGUAUGUAUGUUUUUGAAAUGCUAUGACGGAUUUCUUGGAAUCCAUGCAUUUGGCCAAGAGAAUGGCAGAGAUGUUAGGCCAAUGGUUGUUAUGUGGCUGGCUCUCCCAGCUCCUCCCUCACCACCUCAAAAAAGAGAAUAAACAGAGAGGCGAAGUUAAACUUGAAUUUCUGUGCUAUGAAGGAGCGUCCACUCUAAUCUCCCAUCUCAGGAUGUUCUUCAGUUCCGCACUGGUGCCACAGAGGAUAGCUUGAGCUGCUGACAUUGUAACUUUUCCUUGGAUGAGUGUGUCUCUGUGUGUGCGUGUGUGUCUGUGUGUGUGUGUGUGUGUGUGUGUAAAAUUUCCAACCCUGCGUGUCGUGUUCAUUGUCUUGUCGAUUUGUGAACUGACUCGAACAGUGGAGGAGACAGUUAAAAGGGAGGAAAGCGACUGCCUAACCACUUCGCUCUAUCAAAAGUGCUAACCGUGCUUCCAUAGCUGGGACAAAUAAUGUCAGCAUUCAGGAGGGAUGCCCUUGAAUGAAAUGGUGUGUUAUCUCCUAAGAAAAUGUAUGACUAAUAAAAGACAUUUUAAAAAGUA
Molecule: messenger RNA, 11394 nt
Organism: Mus musculus (house mouse)
Lineage: Eukaryota; Metazoa; Chordata; Mammalia; Rodentia; Muridae
Gene: Map2k6
Product: mitogen-activated protein kinase kinase 6
Exons: 12
Coding region: 209-1252 (347 amino acids)
Biological process (GO): positive regulation of MAPK cascade; stress-activated protein kinase signaling cascade; cardiac muscle contraction
Cellular component (GO): cytoskeleton; cytoplasm; nucleoplasm
Molecular function (GO): MAP kinase kinase activity; protein tyrosine kinase activity; protein serine kinase activity
Source: RefSeq, a predicted model, not a curated record